Molecule: messenger RNA, 4293 nt
Organism: Verticillium alfalfae VaMs.102
Lineage: Eukaryota; Fungi; Ascomycota; Sordariomycetes; Glomerellales; Plectosphaerellaceae
Exons: 4
Coding region: 1-4293 (1430 amino acids)
Source: RefSeq, a predicted model, not a curated record
AUGCGUAUUCACGCUCUUUUCGGCGUCCUGGCCUUUGGCCUCCUCGGCUUGACGUCGGCCGAGGCUUUCCCUCCCGACAACGGUUACGGAGACGGCACUUGUGCCCCUACGGCUACCACCACUGUCUUUGUCACCGUUCCUGCCACCAACGCCGCUUCUCCUCCCUUUGUGGCUGGUCCUCAGACUGUCACCGUCACUAUUCCUGCUUCUUACAAUGGAGCUCCUGGAAACCCUCUUUCUCCCGUCUAUACAGUUACCGUUCAGACCUUUGGUCCUGGUGAGAGCUCUCCCUACAAUGGCCCACGUCCCUGGGAAUCCCGCUUGACAGCUACUGGGGUUGCUACCCGCACUAUUACCCUACCUGCUCCGGACGCUGUGCCCUCUACCCCAACUGGUGGCAAUGGUUCUCCUGGUACAAACUCCCCUGGCCCUGACGACAACACUGGUACCCCUGGCACGCCUGGCCCGGGAAGCCCCGGCACCGAUGGUGGAAAUGGCUCCCCUGCGCCAGAUGGUGCCUCUGACAACCCUGGUUCAUCUGGUGGCUCACCUGCAGAUGGUUCUCAGUCCGACCCUGACUGUGUCACUGUCAUCACCACUACCUUGUACAGAACAGAGACCGGCACCGGCAAUGGUUCGCCCACCGUGGACACUGUCGUCGCUACCCUCACAUUUACCUAUCCCCAUGACGCAGAUGGAUCCAACAAUGAUGGUUCUGGCACAGUUGCCACGAAUGCUCCCGACGAUGGGCAAUUGCAGCCAUCGAUCAUUACCAGGACCGUUUAUCAACCUGCUAUAGGACCAGGUCAGCCUUCGCCAUCUCCAAGCUUGGUCGUCGAGACCAUCACCAUUCAAGCACAAGACCCGAAUGCAGCUGGCAGCAACGGCCCAGGCGUCACUGCUGUACCUGGCAUCCCUGGUGAUAGCAACAGUGGCCCGUUUUCUGUCAUUACUACAACUCUUUAUCACGCAAGGACCAUUCCUGGGCAGGCUGUUGUUACCACUGACACCAUCGUUGCCAGCUUCACAAUUGCUUUCCCUCCGGUGUCUCCCACCAACUCUGGCAACGAUGGCUCAUCCGGUUCCCCCGCAGGCACCGAUGGCAGUGUCACUUUCAUCACUACUACUUGGUACGAGACCACCACGUGUCUGGAUUCGUUGGGUAACCCCACACCUACUGUCGUGACGCAUGCCACUACCAUCGCGAGCGUGCUCCCUCUCCGGGCUUCCAACGUGCCGGAUGCUGGCGUCGGUUCACAGGCCUCAGGAGAUCAUGGCGAUCUUGUCACCGUCAUCACCGAAACUGUCUAUCGUCCCGUCCCGACACUUGGUCACAAUGGCGAAGAUUCUCCUCUCGUUGAUACCAUCGUCGCUACAAUCACUGCCACAUUCCCGGGCGACGCCAUGGACGAUGGCUCAACAGGUGCUGACAUCGUCACGGUCAUCGUUACGACGCUCUAUGUCACCGCGACCUCACCAGCAGGCUCUUCUGGCGGCGAGCUCACCUCUUCCAAUGGUGCCGUUGUUCAGACAUUGACCGUGACAAUCCCAAGUCCGCCACCUGUCCCAGGUGGUUCCUUGACUGGCGCUCCCGUGGCAACUCCCGGAUCAGGCAACGGCUUUGGGCCAGACAGUGUCAUCACUACAUCACUGUAUCGUACGGCCACGUACAUCGGUCCUGAUGGCCAGGCUACAGUCACAACCGAAACAUACGUCGCAACAAUCACCGCCGGCACUUCGCCUUUUGGUCCCUACCUUCCUACUGGUGUUCCCAAUGGUGCUCCAGGCCCUAUCCCUGACAACUAUGGUGGCGCCGGCUCCCCAAAUGCUGCCUCCGGUUCUCCCGGCUCAGGUGUCCCCGGCUCAGGUGUCCCAGGUUCCGGGGUCCCGGGUUUCUCUGAUGGCUCUUCUCCCUCUGUUGUCGUGUACACCACGACACUCCUCCCAAGCGGCCUGAUCCCAAAUGAUCCAUUUGGCAAUGGCGCUAGUACCGUUAUCACUGUUACCUUCCCCAAUCCCACGGCAACUGGACCCAAAGACAGUAUUGUGCAGACCCUGACUUACAUUUUUCCACCAGCCACGCCAGGUGCUGGAGGUGGACUGCCCAGCACACCAACAAAUCUUCCUGGUGGUCUUGGAUCUCCUGGCCAGGUUUCUCCAGUUGGCUACAAUUCCGACCUCACAGCCGGAACUGCAAUUCCAUUACCGCCCGACGGCGGCGCUGGCGAAAUAUCGGACACACUCUAUCUUACCAGCACUUUCGUGGUGACUCAGACCAUCCCAGCUGCCUAUAACAAUGGCAACAGCGUCGUGACAUACCUCUCUGUUGCCACAGCCGGCACUGCAUUGCCGUCCGUUGCUUCUGGUGCCGGUGGUGUGUUCGGGCAGCCAGGGCAACUCCAGCCCCCUGUACCCGGAGGUCAAUCUGGAAGUGGUCAAGUUCAACCACCUGCCUCGGGCGCUGGCCAAUCCGGCACUGGUCAACCUGGGACUGGACUGCCUGGCACCGGACUGCCUGGCGCUGGACAGCCUGGUACCGGGCAGCCUGGUACCGGACAACCUGGCAUCGGUCAACCCGGUACUGGUCAACCCGGUACUGGUCAAUCACAACCACUUGUUCCUGGCACCGGACAGCCCGGGGCUGCGCAACCACAGCCACUUGUUUCCGGGAGUUCCUCUCCUGCGUCGGCGCCUUGUACUUCUGGUCUGCAAACAGGAAUCGGAGGUCUCUCAGGAACUGUUGCUCCUGCUCAGCCAUUGCUACCAUCAGGUGAGGCCACACUGCCUGGUGGUUAUGGAUUCACUCAACCCCCAAUGCAGCCUCCUGCUGGCGUGCCCACUCCCGCUCAGCCCGUCAACAACCCACUGCUUUCAAUCUCGGGAGCUCUCCCCCUCAUUGGAACCCAGUCACUCAAUCCUCUUCUUCCUACCGGUGUUCCGCAGCCGCCUUCUGGUAUUCCCCCAGCCGCGGGAAACCCCGCCCAACAAGUUCCCGGUGCUGCUGCUGAACACAACAGCAAGGAUUGUUCCACCACUCUGCGAACCUUGAUCGUCACCUCUGUCCAGACUAGCACAUUCUUCAAUAUCGUGCCUGAACUCACCACGACUUAUACCUUCCCGUAUCAAGCACUCGUCACGGUCGAAAGCACCAUUGUGACAGCAGAGUCGGCCCCAACUCUUUUGAAGAAAUUCAGGCGCCAGCACGACGAACCCCUUGUCUUUGCAAACACAACUCAAGGAGGCCACCCAGCGUCUUUCGCGCCCCCUGUCGAUGCCACUCUAAUUACGAUCCAGCCUGCGGUGAUCCCAACCGCUCUGAGGCGUUUCAAGCGACAUGUUGACAUCAAACCGGCCUUUGCCAACACUACCACAACUGCCUCCAGACCCUCUGCCAUUACUAGGGAGCCGACAUUGUCAACUCUUUUUCCAAAACCAACCCAUGGAAACUCCACCUUCAUUUCGACUUCAUCGCUUCCGGCUUUGUCUGGAACUACUGUGCAGCAAUCUACUGCGUCUCCUGUCCGCGAUCAUACCAGCAGUAGUCUCUCAUCAAGAUUGUCCGACACACCAAGCAACAUCUUGACGGCAUCCGCCACCAUACCUGUUCAAGUUCCAAUCUGCACGGGAGCAAAGGAAGUCGGUAACCAGGUGCUUGAUUUUGAUGAGCUGCCCGUCGGCCCACUUUACAACCCGUACAGUCGCUUCUGGUUCUCCACUGGAUUCCUCAUCGCGCCUCCGCCAUCAGUGCCAUAUACCCCUUCGUCUGGAGGCCGACUUCUCGAGUUUGUGCCUCCAGUUCUUACGAACGGCACGCUUGAUACCUCGCAGUUCGGGGCUGGCAUUGAUGCAGCUUCGAAUUGUUUCCGGUUCAAUUUCUUCGGCGCCAAUCUUGGCUGCGAUGCCCAUGGGGAGAAUCAGUUCUGCGAGUUCACCUUCACCGGCUACCGCUUCAACUCGACCCUCAAUGCUGAGGCCGAAGUCUUGUCACAAGUCACAUGGGUGCCAUCAUGCCCCACGCUCAAGGAAUGCAAUCUCACACCGUUCUUGGUGGAGGGAUUCAACAACCUUUCAUCUGUUCUUGUCACUCUUCGGGUUGACGGCAAGCCUCGCCCUUGGUGGGCGGAUGACCUCAAGGUUGGCUGGACUGACAACAGUUGCGAUGCGGCCCGGUGCCGCGCUGGCACACCACACCACACAGCCACCAAGCGUGGUAAAGAAGGCGAACCCGUCUGGUACUGGACUCCUGGUGGUCUGCGCCGACUCGGGUCCCGCUUCAUGAAGUUCAGGGGUUGA